UUAUAAUAUCAUUUAACAGUUGUAUUACUUUAACAAAAUUAUGAUAAUCAAUAUGUGAAAGAUGUCAAUACGUGAGCACAUGUUAUAUCAAUAUCUCCAUAGUGAUUACCAAACGCCAUGUAUGAAAUCCUUGUGGUUAUAAACACAUGUCAUAUAAGCAGUUUACAGAUCAGUAAAUGUCGGCUUGAUUCAUAGUACACUAGUUUUUCAUAGGUUUUCAGAAUUGUAAUAUUUAAUCAGCAAGACAUACAUUAAAGAGUAAUGGCGACAGUAAUUCAAGAGCGCACCAUUCCUUCAAUGGAUACUCUUAUCAAAUACGACAAUCCUGUGCUGGUUGCAACUCACCCAGAAAAGGUUGCUAAAGAAACAACACCACUAAAAGUCGGAGCUGGUGCUUGUAAAAUACAAACCACACCGCCUACGUUAGAUCUUCGUCGUGAAACUGUGGAAAUUCUCAAUGGAAUUUUACCACCGAAAAAGUGGGAAGAAGAUGGCCAAGAAUGGACACAACAGAUUUCAAGCACUCCUGCAACUCGAUUGGACGUAAUUAAUCUGCAAGAACAACUGGAUAUGAAACUACAGCAAAGACAAGCGAAGGAAACUGGAAUUUGUCCUGUUCGUCGUGAACUUUAUACUCAAUGCUUUGAUGAAAUAAUACGACAAGUCACUGUAAAUUGCGCAGAACGCGGUUUGCUCCUGUUGAGAGUAAGGGAUGAAAUUAAAAUGACAAUGGCAGCUUAUCAAACACUUUAUCAAAGCAGUAUCGCAUUUGGCAUGCGGAAGGCUUUGCAAGCUGAGCAAGGUAAAGAAGACUUGAUAGCAACCGCUGAAGAAUUACGAGUGCAAAAGGCAGAACUCGAAAAAACAGUAGCCGAACUGAGACAGAAAUUCGAACAAGCCGAACGAAGAGCUGCCGAAUUACGUGAAGCUGAAGAUAAGAAGCAUACAGAAGAAAUUCAAUUUCUUAAAAAAACAAAUCAACAAUUAAAGACUCAACUGGAAGGAAUAAUUGCACCGAAGAAAUAA
This is a messenger RNA of Cephus cinctus (wheat stem sawfly), 1026 nucleotides long. It is a transcript of the gene Dnali1, whose product is annotated as axonemal dynein light intermediate polypeptide 1. Bases 262 to 1026 code for a protein of 254 amino acids. The record is from RefSeq and is a predicted model, not a curated record. NCBI's taxonomy places the organism in Eukaryota, Metazoa, Arthropoda, Insecta, Hymenoptera, Cephidae. Gene Ontology annotation, cellular component: filopodium; axoneme. Gene Ontology annotation, molecular function: dynein heavy chain binding. The transcript is spliced from 6 exons.